UUUCCCAUAUUGUUAUAUACCAUUAGUUCUACCGAUACGUUGAAGUAAAAACAAAACAAAUUAUAACAUUUUUAUAUAUUUUUUUAUUGUUGGAUUCAAUGUGAGUUGCCAUUGCUUUAAUAUCCCCCAUAUUUACAAAUGAUUCAUAUAAACAUUAUCUUAUUUCCUGUGUGAUAUUUCACUUAAAGUUGGAAAAGUUAAACAUAGUUGGAAAGAAAGAUGCUUGCAACGCACGUAAUUUUCGUUUUUACUUUUACCCUGCCUUUACUUAUUUUUGGGCAAUAUUCUUCUGAUUGUCAAUCGAAAGAAACAUGUCGAGAUUGUAUACAAGAAAUUGGUUGUAUUUGGUGUAUCACUCCGAAUAAUCUGACUGCUGAUGCUGUUACAGCUUCUAUACAUUGUACUCAUAGGAAUACAACCUCAAAUGACUGGUGUCCAAAAAACCUAAUUGUUGAACCUAAAUCUUCAGAUAAUGUUGUGCAAAAUCGGGAGUUUUCAAGUAAUAUAGAGAACCCAAUCCAGUUCAAGCCACAACUUAUUAAACUUUCAUUGAGAAAAGGAGAAAAAAUAGAUAUACAUUUUCAGUAUCAGCAGGCCCAAAAUUAUCCUGUUGAUUUAUACUACAUUAUGGAUUUAUCAAAUUCUAUGGAACCUCAUAGAAAAAAAUUAGGGGAGCUGGGGGUGAAACUGGCAGAAGCUUUAAAGAGUCUUACUAGUAAUGUCCGUCUAGGUUUUGGAAGUUUUAUAGAUAAAGUGGAUUUACCAUUUGUUAGCACCGUUAAAGCCAAAUUGAAAGAGCCUUGCAAUGGAUGUGCUCCACCAUACAGCUUUAUAAAUCAUUUGAACUUGUCAAGUGACUACAGCAAAUUUAAAAUGGAAGUUACUAAUGCCAAAGUAUCUGGAAAUUUAGAUUCACCUGAAGGAGGCUUAGAUGCUAUAAUGCAAGCAAUAGUUUGCAAGGAACAAAUUGGUUGGCGGUCACAGGCUCGUCAUUUAUUGGUAUUUUCUACAGAUGCGGAAUUCCACAUUGCUGGGGACGGCAAGUUAGCUGGCGUAAUAGAACCAAACGAUGCAAAAUGCCAUAUGGUUCAGAAUAGUUAUGUCGAAUAUCUGAAAUAUGACUAUCCUUCAGUAUCCCAAAUAAAUCAUGUAGCUAAAGAGAACAACAUAAAUAUAAUUUUUGCUAUUGUAAAAAAAGAUGGAAUUAGAGAUUCAUAUCAAAUGUUAUCUAAAUCUAUUGAAAAUUCAAAUUUUGGUGAAUUGGACAAUAAUGAUAACAAUGUCAUUGAUCUCGUCAUAAGAAAUUACAAUAAAAUUGUUCAGUCUGUAACACUGACAUCCAAUGCUACAGAUGAUGUAGAUGUGAAAUUUUCUUCAACUUGUCAAGAUUCUAAACCAAAUGGUUGCGGUAAUGUUCAUGUAGGUGAAAUUGUCAAUUUUACUGCUACAAUUCAACCCCGAGAAUGCCUAAAAGGCCAAAAGAAGAUAAUAUCAAUUAAACCAGAAGCAUUACAUGAAAGCCUUAUAAUUGAAUUAGAUAUUUUAUGUGACUGCCCAUGUUCUUCACCUAGCGACAAUUCUUAUCAAGCAAAUUCAACUGAAUGUAGUGGCAGAGGAGACUUACAAUGUGGAAUUUGUAAAUGUGCAGCUGGUAGAUUUGGAAGAAACUGUCAGUGUGAUAAUUAUGUAUUUUCUUCAGGAAACUCUGCAAACUGUAAAAUGAAUGAUCAAGCUGAAAUAUGUUCAGGUCAAGGAGAAUGUAAAUGUGGCAAAUGUGAAUGUAAUAGUCGGCCAAAGGCUCAAGAAAAAAUAUAUGGAAAAUUUUGUCAGUGCAACAACUAUUCUUGUAAAAGAGAAGGAGGUAUACUUUGUUCAGGAAAAGGUACCUGUGACUGUGGUGACUGUAAGUGCCAUGCAGGAUACACAGGUGAUGCUUGUCAAUGUCCUGAUACCACCAUUAGUUGUAUAGCUCCCGGUAGUAAUUUAGUGUGUUCUGGAUAUGGAAAAUGCAACUGUGGUCAAUGUGAAUGUAUGAUGGAUGGUGGUCAUUCUGGGAAAUACUGUGAAGAAUGUACAACGUGCCCAGCACAAAGAUGUGAAGAGCUUAGACAUUGUGUUGAAUGUCAAGCAUAUGAGACUGGUGUCUUUGACAAAAAUCAGUGUCGGCUGAAUUGUACCGCAUUUAAAACAGAAGUCGUUGAUAAAUUUAGUGAUGAUGAUGAUAUAAAAAAAUGCAGAGUUCCUGAUAAAGCUGGAUGUAUUAUAAUUUUUGAAUACACUUAUGAUGAGGAUAAAGAACUUAUUGUAAGAGCCCAAAAGGAAAAGCUAUGUGCUGGUCCUCCCAAUGUCUUAGCUUGGAUUCUUGGAGUUAUAGGGACAAUUUUACUUGCUGGUUUAAUUAUGUUAAUUAUUUGGAAAGUUUGUACAACUAUUCAUGACAGACGUGAAUAUGCCAAAUUUGAGAAUGAGAGAAAAGGUCUUAAAUGGCAUAGAAAUGAUAAUCCUCUCUAUAAAGAAGCAACAUCAACAUUUGCCAAUCCAGUCUAUAAUCGAUCUUCCAGCAGGUUGCCUUCCAAAUAAAUAUUACUCAAAAUUUAUUAAAAUAUAACAUUUUUUCUUUUGUGAAAUCAAAAUAAUAUUUCUGUAUAAGAUUUACACGGUCUGAUAAUAAGGUUUAGUAAAAUUGUUACAUCUGUUAUUGGGAAUAUCAUUUUCAUCACCUUCAAAGUGGUGAUAGUGGAAUGGUCUUCAGGAUUGCUAUUGUCUAUUUCAUGAUGUUGUAAAUGACAGUUAUUUGUUUAUUAUCAGCUUCAUAGUUGUUAUGUACGUUUCUAAUUUUUUCAUGCAAAUUUUCCAUGUGAGAGUAUUGAAAAAGCUGUAGAUUCAUUGGAUUUUUUCAACAACGCAGCUGCUUCCACCUCAGUGUCAGAGAGAAUUCUUAACAGUAAAUAAAUAACUAUGUUGAAAAAUGCUUCCUAUUUACUAGAUUCCAAUGACAUUUCUAUGUUGCCAUGGAUAAGCAGAUAUUAAAUCAGAAGCAAUGCCACGGUAGUUCUGGAGACCAUUCCUUAAAUGGGUACAUAGUUGCACAUGAGAAAUACCUUGAAGAUGAUUAAAAUUACAUUGAUUAAUAUUUCAUGUUAUCUGUUCGCAAAUUUUUUCUUGGAGCUUGUACAUUAUUUAUUCUUUUAUGAAAAUAUAGAAAAACAAUAAAAAUUUUAAUUAA
Anoplophora glabripennis (Asian longhorned beetle) is the source of this 3226-nucleotide messenger RNA. RefSeq names its product integrin beta-PS-like. The coding region runs from base 220 to 2580 and encodes 786 amino acids. Gene Ontology annotation, cellular component: integrin complex; focal adhesion; cell surface. Gene Ontology annotation, molecular function: integrin binding. The record is from RefSeq and is a predicted model, not a curated record. The transcript has 8 exons. Gene Ontology annotation, biological process: cell-matrix adhesion; cell migration; integrin-mediated signaling pathway. Lineage: Eukaryota; Metazoa; Arthropoda; Insecta; Coleoptera; Cerambycidae.